Centropristis striata (black sea bass) is the source of this 1913-nucleotide messenger RNA. RefSeq names its product queuine tRNA-ribosyltransferase 1 (gene qtrt1). Gene Ontology annotation, molecular function: tRNA-guanosine(34) queuine transglycosylase activity. Gene Ontology annotation, cellular component: cytosol. The transcript has 9 exons. Lineage: Eukaryota; Metazoa; Chordata; Actinopteri; Perciformes; Serranidae. The record is from RefSeq and is a predicted model, not a curated record. Bases 200 to 1453 code for a protein of 417 amino acids.
AUCGAAACCGGCAAGUAUGGCCCCGCCUCUUGUCUGCAAAUCCAAGCAGUCUAUUGGCUAAUCUAGCUGCCCUUCAACCAAACUGACAUUCUGAUUGGAUACAUAAAAGGCGUGUUCUUCGCCCCAAACAAAUCACUCGUUUCGGAUUGGUCAACGAAAUAAUGAACCGCAGCCGCUCACGUCACAUGUUCGGUGCAACAUGGCUGCUACCAUAGAGUGUGGAGCUGAUACCAAUACUUCAGAAAACAACAUGUCCCUGAAGAAAGCUCUGUCUGCAGUUUCUCCCCUCACUCUGCGAAUCGUUGCUGAAUGCCCAGUGACAAAAGCAAGAGCUUGUGAUCUUAUACUGCCACACAGUGCCGUCAGCACGCCGGUGUUCAUGCCUGUCGGUACUCAGGGCACUCUGAAGGGGAUCACUGUGGAUCAGCUGGAGGGUCUUGGCUGUCAGAUUUGUCUUGGAAACACUUACCACCUGGGCAUGAGACCGGGGCCUGAUUUGAUCGAGAAAGCCAAUGGUUUACAUGGGUUCAUGAACUGGAAGAGAAAUCUUUUAACUGACAGCGGGGGGUUUCAGAUGGUGUCUCUAGUUGAGCUCUCGGAGGUCACUGAGGAAGGGGUAAAGUUCAAGUCCCCCUAUGAUGGCAAAGAGAUCCUCCUCAGUCCUGAGAAAUCCAUCAGCAUACAGAACAGUCUGGGGUCAGACAUCAUGAUGCAGCUGGAUGAUGUGGUCAGCAGUACCGUGACGGGACCACGAGUGGAGGAGGCAAUGCACAGAUCCAUUCGCUGGCUGGAUCGCUGCAUUACAGCCAAUAAAAAUCCAGGCAAACAAAAUCUCUUUGCUAUCAUCCAGGGAGGGCUGAAUGCCGAGCUGCGCAAGGCCUGUCUAGAUGAAAUGACUCAACGUGAUGUUCCCGGUUUUGCCAUCGGAGGCCUGAGUGGAGGAGAAGAGAAGGAUGACUUCUGGCGGAUGGUCACCCUGAGCACGAACCACCUGCCUCGGAAGAAGCCUCGAUAUCUCAUGGGUGUAGGGUAUGCUGUGGAUUUGGUGGUGUGUGUAGCUCUGGGAUGUGACAUGUUUGACUGUGUGUUCCCCACCCGCACUGCGAGGUUUGGCUCAGCCUUGGUUCCCUGGGGAUCUCUCCAGGUAAAACAUAAACAGUAUGCCAAGGACUUCCAGCCAAUAGACCCAGACUGCCAGUGUCCCACCUGCAAGAAACACAGUCGGGCUUACCUCCAUGCUCUGUUUAAAAGUGACACUGCAGCCAUGCAUCACGUCACCAUCCACAACAUUGCCUACCAGCUCACCCUGAUGCGCUCUGUGAGACAGAGCAUUGUGGAAGGACGCUUCCCUGAGUUUAUACGGACGUUCAUGAAGCGAUUGUUUCCCUCCCCUGACCAGUACCCCAGCUGGGCUGUGGACGCUCUCGCCUCCGUCAACGUUACACUGGAAUAGAACUGGGCAGGCAGCCGUCGUGCUGUAAAUGUCAAACAGUGACUGAAAGAUUUUAUAUCUUUUAAAUGACUUUUUUUAUGGAUGCUUUUUUCUUUUUUCUACUCUUUGUUUUUAUUUGUAUGGAUUGCCAUUUUUUUUUCUGGCGAUGAGCAAAAUGGCUUUUGAUCUGAAGGGAUAAAGCCUGAUAGUCUUUUUCUUUACUCAGCCUCUGCAAAUUGUCCUCAGAGUACACAUUAUGAUAAUGUGAGACUGAAUGGGGUUUAAAUGAGGUUUGAAACACAUGAACUAUCUCCGCUGAUACGCUCCGACACUUUUGUUGUUACCAUGGCUACAGAGCUCGGCCCACCCACUAGAAAUGAAAUGUUUUGCCUUCAUGUCAACCAGGUGCUUCAAUUUUACCAAAGGCACAAGAUUAAUAAAUGAUUGUGUGUUCUGGUGUUUUAACCCACAUCUUAACAGA